Drosophila arizonae is the source of this 1617-nucleotide messenger RNA. Its product is annotated as calmodulin-lysine N-methyltransferase. The record is from RefSeq and is a predicted model, not a curated record. NCBI's taxonomy places the organism in Eukaryota, Metazoa, Arthropoda, Insecta, Diptera, Drosophilidae. Gene Ontology annotation, cellular component: cytoplasm. Gene Ontology annotation, molecular function: calmodulin-lysine N-methyltransferase activity.
CACAACAUGCAGUAAUUGGGCUGAAAACUGUCAAAGUGAGAGAGACAGGGAGAGAAGAAGAGCGAGACAGAGAGAGAGAGAGAAAACAACUUGAACGGAACCUGAAAAAAAUGUCAACUAACUUAGUACAAAAGAAAUCAAACAAAAAAACAAAACUGAACAGUGAUUCGGAGCAGCUGAACGAGAAGGAAACCAGCGUAAUCGUAGCUUUUGAGGCCCUCGCGAGUCCAAAGCAUAUUGCAACCAUAUCGCAGAUGCUGCAGUACGAUAUCGAUAAUACGUUGAAUGCUCUGAAGGAGCAACAGCGACAUGCGCUAAUGGAACAGACAACAAAUAUCAUAUGCCAACAGCACAUCAAUAGCAGCAGCAACAACAACAACAACAAUAGCAGCAACAGCGACUCGGAUCUGGAUAACAACGUGGAGAUGCCAGCUGAAAGCCAGAGCCCAGCGGGCAGUCCCAGCGUCGAGCUGGAAGUGGAAGAUAUUGUCACUGGCAAGUCCUGUUUGGGUGUUGCCAACGGCUUUAUGCCGCCCACGCCGCCAGCCACGCCCAAUUUGCAGAAUACGGCGCAAAAACGUUGGCGUAUUCUGGCCAAAGUAUUGCGCAAGGACUCCGAGGAGACGGUCAGCUCGUCCAGCGAUGAGUUCAGUGAGGAGCAAACAGCAUCGGUGCGACGCUUCAAGAGUUUCGAUCUGUUGCGCCAGGACAGCUUCGAGGAUCACGUGAGCCUCAAGUGCUUGGGCAAGACGGAGAACUGGUACAAGUAUCGCAUGCAGCUGCACAACGAUAUCGAAUACUCUGUGAAUAUACAUCACAUGGAGCGCCAGCUGACGGCCAGCGAUCUGAUGGGCUUCAACAAUACGGGCAACAUCUGCGUCUGGCCAUCGGAGGAGGCACUGACGGCACUUGUGCUCUCGGAUCUGGGCGCAUAUCGUGGCAAAUGGAUAUUGGAGCUGGGCGGUGGCUUCACCUCGCUGGCUGGUCUGAUGUUGGCCAAGUAUGCCAAGCCGUAUGCGGUGCAUCUGACGGACGGGAACGAGGUGAGCGUGGAGAAUGUGCGCAAAACUGUUUGCCUCAACGAGCUCAGCUGCUAUACCAAAUGCUCCGUGCUCAAGUGGCAGGAGGCAACGGCGCGUGCGGCGGCGGAGCAAGCGAAAUUUGAGUUCAUAUUGUGUGCGGACUGUUUGUUCUUCGAUGAGGCCAGAUCGGCACUGGUCGAUACCAUCUGGUAUUAUUUGGCGCCCCAGGGCGUGGCGCUCAUCAUGGCGCCCCGCCGUGGUCGCACGCUGAACGUGUUCCGGGAUGAGUGUGUGGCGCGUGGCUUUCGCGUCGACUUGGCCACGCGCUACAACGAGACCAUCUGGCAGCGGCAUCUCCAGCUGAAGGCGGACUCGGCUCUCUACGACGAGGAUCUGCACUAUCCGCUCCUACUACGUCUCUGCAAAUCUCAUAGCUAGAGAUCAGCGAUCUAGCAAACCAAGUGGGGCACGGGCGACGGGGUGCAGCUGCCUAAGUAGGUUCAAUUAAAGUUUAGUCAAUGGUUUAGUUUUUAGCAAGCAAAUUCCAGUUUACACCUAAAACAAACACUUUUUAAAUAAAUAUUUAAAAAAAAUA